Molecule: messenger RNA, 282 nt
Organism: Linum tenue
Lineage: Eukaryota; Viridiplantae; Streptophyta; Magnoliopsida; Malpighiales; Linaceae
Source: the annotation of a GenBank genome assembly
AUGUUGCGGGUUCUGAUAGUGGAACAUGCUUCCAUUGGAGGAUUCAUGACGCACUAUGGAUGGAAUUCGACGCUAGAAGGAAUAGUUCCCGGGAAGGCGAUGGUGACAUGGCCAGUGGCGUUGGUACAGUUCUACAACGAGAAAGGGAAGAAAGGGAAAGGGAUGAGAAGAAAGGCUAAGGAGCUUGGGAAAAUGGCAAAGACGGCUGUUGAGGAAGGUGGAUAUUCGCAUUUCAGUUUAAAUGAUCUUAUUGAUGAACUAAAGCGGCAGCCAUGGCUAUGA